AUGGGAAACUUUUGUUGCGUUGGUGUUUUGCACAGUUUUUCCCCACAGGAACAACAUUUAGUGGACGAGACCAGACAGAGGGACAUGGCAAGUAGAGGCGGAGCCACGCGACCCAACGGACCUAAUGCGGGCAACAAGAUUUGCCAAUUCAAACUUGUCCUUUUAGGAGAGUCAGCAGUGGGAAAGUCUAGUCUUGUACUUCGUUUUGUCAAGGGUCAGUUUCAUGAAUUCCAAGAGAGCACAAUCGGAGACUGGGUGAUGGAGUGUGCGAACUUCAAAGGAUUCAGAAAUGAUUAG
Menidia menidia (Atlantic silverside) is the source of this 297-nucleotide messenger RNA. The record is from the annotation of a GenBank genome assembly. NCBI's taxonomy places the organism in Eukaryota, Metazoa, Chordata, Actinopteri, Atheriniformes, Atherinopsidae.